Messenger RNA from Trypanosoma grayi, 1443 nucleotides. RefSeq lists its product as hypothetical. NCBI's taxonomy places the organism in Eukaryota, Euglenozoa, Kinetoplastea, Trypanosomatida, Trypanosomatidae. The record is from RefSeq and is a predicted model, not a curated record. The transcript has a single exon. The coding region runs from base 1 to 1443 and encodes 480 amino acids.
AUGGUGAGUGCGGACAGUCAAGGUGAGGUGCCUCUUUUAUAUACGGCUGAAGAAAGUGAGGUGCCUCUCUCUACCUUAAAUGGUGGAGUAUCUCAGUCUAAUUCGAAUGUACCAAGGUCUGUGUCGGUUGGUAGACCGGCUGUGAAUUAUUCUUUGCGUAUUUCGCGUGGUGAGGCCAAGGCUGAUGUUGUGGAGACUUCGAUGUUGUCGUCUGUGAGUGUAUCGGAGGGUAAAGGUUCGUCUUCUGGUGGUAUAUUUCGUCGGAGGCUCUCGGGUGUGUCUCCUUGUGUGCCCUCUGUUGGUAAGAACACGACGCGCGAGGAAGGUGCGCUUGCUGAUGAGGUGGCUAGCAGGGGCGUAGACCGCGUCGUCCCACUUUCAACUUCCAUGUUAAGUGCGGUGGAGGAUGUGCCGAGGAGUGGAAGUAGUAUGCGUGCGGGAAGCUCCAACCAGCCGUUGUCUGCUGCGAAUUUUGUGUCGUCGACAGAGUCUACUCGUCGUGUAUUUACCAAUCUUUAUCCGGAUGAAAACUUCCGUCAAGGUACCGUUGCGGUUCCGUUGGUGUUGGUUGGAAAGGCACACGUGCAAUCUGUUUCUUCUGAUGCCCCUGCCCGCGAGGCAACGGUGGAGAUCAUGGGCGGAAAGGAAUUGCCACAGUCGGUGGGUCUUCUCAGGGCAGUGGAGGAAGUCGGGGAGGGCGAGAACCACCAAAGUAGUGGCUGGAGCUCGGGUGCGAAUUCCACGACGGCGGGCGUCAUUCCACGGAGAGAGGUGCGCUUUGCUCCACGACCUUUGAUGCCAACACCACCGCGGCAUGUGGAGCAACAGCAGUCGCAGCAUCCGCGAGUACGGCAGCAGUACGAUACGUACCGCAGUCUUCCAUUUUCUGCGACCUAUACGUCGGUGAUGAUGCCGCGCCCGAUACUGCGCUCGAAUGCGUCAGCAUCGUCUUCUGGAGCCUCUCGAUCCGUGUUUCCGGUCCUCCAACAGCCACAGCAGCAGCAACAGCCACCACAAUAUAUGUCUGUGUCACCACCGAGUUCGUCGCAGCGACAAUCAGUGCCAGACCGUAACUCUGCCUCGCAACGGCGCCUGGGCGAGAUCGUCACGAGGCUGGCUAACUCACGCAGCCCGUCGCCAACGCGUGUUGUGCCGCAGUUAAUUCAAAACAGGCUACCAGUGGUUCCUACCGCUCCCGCUUACCGUGACGCCCUGUACCGCCUGCAGCGCCGACAGCUGAGUCGCAAUUCCAGAUACGUAGGCGGGCCAACUGCCGUUCCGCCGCCGCCGCCGCCGCCGGGACAGCAGCUGCAGCUGCCGUACAACACUCGUAUCAGACCAGACAGCGGCAGUAACAGGGUGGAACGCCUACCGCUGGGGGGCACAUACCCCACAUCACAAACUGGGCGUUUUGUUGGUAACAGACCUGUGUAUUAUUACUAG